Molecule: messenger RNA, 942 nt
Organism: Spinacia oleracea (spinach)
Lineage: Eukaryota; Viridiplantae; Streptophyta; Magnoliopsida; Caryophyllales; Amaranthaceae
Exons: 1
Coding region: 1-942 (313 amino acids)
Source: RefSeq, a predicted model, not a curated record
AUGGUUUGGGUUCCGGAUGAAAUUGAUGAAUAUCUGCAAAUGGGUGAAACAACUUCAAAAAAAUCAUUAUUACAUUUCACUCAAGGGGUAAUCAAGCAUUUUGAAGAGGAUUACCUAAGAAGUCCUACUGAUGAAGACUUAAGGAGGAUCCUUUAUCAAAAUGAAAUGCGCGGAUUUCCAGGCAUGAUCGGUAGUAUUGAUUGUGUGCACUGGGAAUGGAAGAACUGUCCUACUGCAUGGAGAGGUCAAUACCAAGGACACAGCGGGAAAGCGUCCCUAAUUCUUGAAGCUGUUGCAGAUCAAGAUCUAUGGAUUUGGCAUUCAUUUUUUGGUAUUCCUUGUUCAUCUAAUGACCUUAAUGUUCUGCACCGUUCUCCUAUUUUUGAUGAUGUUUUGACAGGUAAGACACCUCCUAUAACUUUUCAGGUGAACGGACAUGAAUACAACAUGGGGUACUACCUCACAGAUGGUAUUUAUCCAAAUUGGGCUACGUUCAUUCAAGGAUUUUCUCGUCCCCAACUUGAAAUGGAAAGGUUGUUUGCUAACAGACAAGCGCAUGUUCGUAAGGACGUUGAACGUGCGUUCGGAGUUUUGCAAGCAAGAUUCUCCAUUGUACGACAACCAUCUCUGGCUUACGAUGAAGAUAUAUUAGACGAUAUAAUUAUGAAGGCUUGUAUCAUCUUACACAACAUGAUAGUUGAGGAUGAACGAGAUAUGUAUGUUCGAGCUGAUGUGUUACGAAGGUACUAUGAAGAAGACCUUUCAAGCUUAACCGCAACAGUGAAUAAUGGUGAACCCUUUGAGUUCCAGACUGGACAACCCUUCUCCAUUAACGCAUUAUUGGGGAGAAUAACAACUUUGUGUAGCAGUCAAAUUCAUCACUCUUUGAAAGAGGAUUUAAUUGAGCAUAACUGGCAAAAAUAUGGAGGCAAUAAUCAUUAA